UUUGUGAUGGUCCAGGCGUAAUGGCGACUGCUGAAACAGCAGACUCGGGAUCAACAGUCCCGACAGAUAUAAGGACUCAGUUCUGGAGGAGAGCUCUGCAGCGAGGGGCCAGCAGCAUUCGGAAAAUGGCCCCUGCUGAGUUGCCUGGUUCUUCAAGCACAACUCAAAGUAUGAAGAAGACCAUCGGGCACCGGGGUGUUGAGACCACCACCGGAGAGACCACGUACAAAAAGACCACGUCAUCUGCCCUAAAGGGAGCAAUCCAAUUGGGCAUUGCUCACACAGUUGGCAGCCUAAGCCAAAAGGCAGAACGAGAUGUUCUCAUGCAGGACUUUGUGGUGGUUGAAAGCAUCUUCUUUCCCAGUGAAGGGAGUAACCUGACCCCUGCUCAUCACUACAGCGACUUCCGCUUUAAGACCUACGCUCCUAUUGCUUUCCGAUACUUCAGAGAAAUGUUUGGCAUUCGGCCAGAUGACUACCUGUAUUCGUUGUGCAAUGAGCCACUAAUCGAGUUGUCAAACCCGGGAGCCAGUGGAUCCAUCUUCUAUGUUUCUAGUGACGAUGAGUUUAUCAUCAAGACAGUUCAACACAAAGAGGCAGAAUUUCUUCAGAAGCUCUUACCAGGUUAUUUCAUGAAUAUAAACCAAAACAAGCGCACCCUGCUGCCUAAAUUCUAUGGACUGUACUGCGUUCAGGCAGGGGGGAAGAAUAUCCGCAUCGUUGUAAUGAAUAACCUUCUUCCCCGGAUCAUUCCCAUGCACCUAAAAUACGACUUAAAGGGCUCCACCUAUAAGAGACGAGCCUCUCCUAAGGAAAGAGAAAAAGCUGUUCCUACUUAUAAAGACCUGGAUUUUAUCCAGGACAUGCCUGACGGUUUGCUGCUGGAAGCCGACAACUAUAAUGCCCUAUGCAAGACUAUUCAGAGGGACUGCUUGCUUCUGCAGAGUUUCAAGAUCAUGGACUACAGUUUGUUGAUGGGCAUCCACAACAUGGAACAAGCAAGUCGAGAGCGUGAGCGCAGCGGAGGUAACUCGGGGGACAGCGUGGCCCUGGAAGGUCCAGUGACUCCUGAUCAGCGUCGACCACAAGCCCAGAAAAGUUUGUACUGUACCGCCAUGGAGUCCAUCCAGGGCGAAGCUCGGGUAAAAGGAGCUCUGGAUUCAGAAGACCAUGUGGGAGGAAUUCCAGCUCGCAAUGUGAAAGGAGAGAGGUUACUCAUUUACAUUGGCAUUAUUGACAUUCUCCAGUCCUACAGGUUUAUUAAGAAGUUGGAACACUCCUGGAAAGCACUGGUCCAUGAUGGGGACACGGUUUCAGUUCACAGACCUGGUUUCUAUGCGGAACGUUUCCAGCAGUUUAUGUGCAACACAGUUUUCAAGAAAAUUCCACUUAAGCCGUCACCCUCUAAGAAGAGUCGUGGUGGAGGCCAGGGUGGGCUUAGACGAGCCCCCACUUUGGUGGGUCCUACUCCACUCUCCCACACAGCGGGACAGUCUGCUGGUGACUCCAGACUAGUCUAUCACAGCCAUUUUAAAAGCACUGAGUCAGAGGCUGAGACCGGUGUUCAGUCAGACAAACCAGAUCUGGUUCCUAGGACUCCUCCACCAGCUGACGCUGAGGCCAAUCUAUCCACCUCAUCUCUAGGCAGCGCAGGAGGAGGCUCUGCCUCUCCUCCGCUACGGUCUGUUGGAGUCGAAGUACACAAAUCAGCAAACACAGAUCAUGAUCAGGGAACUUCCCACAGUUUGGGGGCGGAAGGGGCUGCUGAUAAUUCAACCAACGUGUCUGGAAAUGAAGAGGUAGUUUCUCUCUCCGACAUCAUCCCAGAGACUAACAUCUGUUUUUGAAAAAGAACAAAAAAAGAAAAAAACAAACAAACCUGGCCACAUCUAUGAAGAUGAGGCACUUCUGGAUGCGACAAGGUGGUUGGAAGUAAGAUCAACAUGAAUGAAAGUCAUUUGUCCAAGACACCCCUCCUUAGCACUUGUGUAAUUUAGUCAACCUUCAGUAUAGACUUGAACCGCUCCGUGAACAACAAGGAGAGCCGUAAUUUAAAAGAAGUGGACGACUUCAGGCUUCACAGGCUGUGUUUUCACAUUUGAACACACAGCCUGGACAGCUGGUUUUCCACAGCUGUGCCAGAGAAAAGCUUUGGUCACUUGUGUGUUGUAAUGAAGCAAGUCCUCUUUUUUUCUUAUAGACAAAAGAGAUGUGAUUGUGCAGAUAAUCCAGCAGAAGCACACUGAGCUCAGAGCACAUUAAGGGCAAACCUCUGUGGAUGGAGGGAACAAAUGGGUUCUGAAUAUGUGACAACACAUCCUCUGUACCUCUGAUCAGUAAAGACACCCUGAACUGACAAUGUAGUUAAUAGGAACCAUUCAAUCAACACUUGCUGCUUGACUCCACAAUCACAUAUGCAUUUCUUCCCUAUUGUUACCUGUGUACAGUAUUUGUAUGGAAUCAGAAUAAGAGGCUCCAGCGGGUCCGGUCGAACCAAACCUGAGGACAUAAGUUUAGUUUCUUGUUUUAAAUUAUUCUUGUAGAAGCCUCAGUGGUAGUAUCAAGACAUUUGCCACUGAUGAAUGUAUUUUUAUGUUCUUCUGAAGUAGAAUCACUCUUACCACAUUUAUAACAAUCUGAAAAUCCUCCCAGUUCUGACGUAGCCACUAGGGACGCACCAAUUGCAGUUUUCUGGCUGGUCACCGAUCUUUAAAACGUCUGAUCUCCCAUUUCAGAAUACAAUUUUUUUUUUUUUUUCUUAAAAGUUGCUAAAUAUUGCAACAAAGUUCUUAAGUUGGUAACAGUGGGUGGCUAUUGAUAACCUGACCUGCUCAGACCUAAUGGGCGGGUCUGACAGCCAGUCCUCUCUCAGCAGAGCAAAAUGGGAAAGUGGUUGAUUUAAAAUUACUGAUGUAUUGUUGCUCCCCUAGUGGCCAGAUUUGCUGAAGUAGGAAUGACUACAGAGCAAAGUUUUUGCAUCCUGGCUGGAUAGUAGAUGCUGGUAAAUUAAUGUUUUUAUAUAUAGAAUUGUAGUCAUUUUUAAGUUAUUGUCUAUCUGUCAUGUCUGUGCCUUGUGUGUCUUUCUUUGACUUUUUUAUGUAUAGCUGAUAUUGUUGAAGGUUAGUGCUGUAGUUGCACACAGAACCUGCCUUAUCACUACUGCUGAUGUUCAUCAAACUGCCAUUUGUAUGUCCUAACUAACCAGUCAGUUGUGAGGGUUUACAAGAGUUUCAGAUUUUAAUGCAAACACUAACACCAGUUGCCAGUGUGGUUGAUUUUUGUUUCUCCUGACUUCAAACAGGAGUCAUCUCUGCUGGUUACAGAAAUGACACUGAGUCUUAGACCAAUAUUAUUAACCAUGAGUUGAUGGGAAUUUUUUUAAGAGUUUUUGAAAUGAGCUUCUGUUAAAAGGUUGCAAGCAGUAAAUAACUUGCCUGCAGUAGAUAACUGUCUUGGCAUCUUUAUUUAGUAUAAAUCCAGAUUAGUUGGUCAUAGAGGUUGAAGCUAAGUGCUUGUCUGAGAGGAUCCAAGAGUAAAGAGGAUUUCUUAAAAGGUCUUAAAACAAGUACAAUCUAAAAAAUAUCAAUAAAGACUCUUCUAGACUUUGAGAUUUUUCUUUGUAUGGCAGAAUUUGUUGGGUGUGAAUUUGUAGAGGAUGUGUGACUAAGCAAUUUUAAUUGUAGGUUUUUCAUGUCGUAUUAUGUUAGCUCAUCUACAGCUCAUAGUUUCUAUUAGUUUAAACUGUAAUAAAGUUUAAUUAACUUGAUCACAGUAACUCAUUCAGCUUAAGUAAAUAUUAAAAAUGCCCUAAGCUGUAUUGAGACUGAAACAAAAUGUUGGCAUUUAUUAAUCAACAACAAAAUGCCUCUGGGAUUUUUACUAUUACUCCAUUACGUUAACGUUUUAAUGACUUUAUAUGUGAUAUAAAGUGUACUCAAUUUAUUGCUAAAAAUCAUGCUUUUUUCUUGUUUUGUUUUUGGGGGUUUUUUGUGUGUGUCGGUGCGCGAGAAACCCACUGUCUCACAUUCAGCUUCUGAACAAAACAUCGGUGAACAAAAGCUGCACAACAAACAGCCUGUAUAAAAUACAAGGCGCCAGGAAGUCUGAUGGAAAAUAUUCUGGGUUUCAAUCAAAACAUCUAUGUGAAUGCUACUUUAAUAACAUUCAUUAACAAUAUAUGAAAUCAGACACAAAAUCACCUUUGCUGCUUGUAACCUUUAAAAGAACUUGAUUCAAAAAUCCUGAAGAUUGAUGUAUUUUAAAAGCCUUAGUGUUUAUACACACAAAUUUGGUUUCCUUUAUUGUUUUGAAUAAUGAUGUUUAUUCGUGUUUAGAACAUGAAUAAAGCUAAUAACGUAGUUGGUGUGAGUUUUCAGAAGGGACUUCUGUUGCAGAAAUUAGAUUUACUACGAAGUGACUGUAGCAAAACUUGCCAUCUCAUUUCCUGUUAUUGUCUGAAGCAUGUGCUCUAUGCAGCCAAGAGGGAGCAGGAGAAACUAAUCAAGAGAAGCAAAAAGGUUGUGCUCAUACAUGCAGAGUUGAGGGUAUAGAUGUAAGUCUUUUGUAUUCAUGGCACCAAAGAGAGAAGCAGAGCGGACACAUGAGAGUGCGCCUGAGUUGAAGAAUGUGUGAUCCACUCCUACUUGGAUUUAUGUGUUUUUUUACCUGAUAACAGAGGUAACCUGUGUUUUAAGGGUUUAUGAUGAAACUGGAUGUUUGUUUUCCUCCUGAAUCAUUUCAUUUCUGAAAUGCUGAAAUUAUUGUGAAUCCAGUAGAUUUUUAAAAAAACUGUUUUUCUUUAUCAUACAGCUGAAUUUCUUGUCUUGAGACAUUUCAAAUGAUAUUUCCACAUUCCUGUUAAACUUCUAUGUACUACAGCUGUGGUAGCGUUUAGGACCUGCUAUUUCCCACUAUUGUGUUCUGUAGAUGAUGUGCUUCAAGUAUUUAUGCUGAAAUGUUAAAUAUUAACCAUUUGAAACACAUCUGUUGAGUUGCAUUGGCUGAGAGUCAGACAGCCACCAAAAUAACACUCCAAAUAUCUGAUUCUAAUUUGAGAAGUUUAUAUUGUGUUUUCCACAACUGUUUUUUUUUUUUUUUUUUUUUUUUUUUUUUUGUUGUUUUGUUUUGCUGUUUCUUAAAAUAUGUGGUUGUUAGGUUCAGGAUGAAGACCAAGUCUAAGAUUUUCUACCACACUAUGGCACAAUAGAAACAUCUUUUGGUGCUCUGAGGAUGCAGGCAGGUGUAGACACUACAAAGUUGAAGUAAUGCAAUACAAACUGCAAUCUGCCACCUCUCAGCCCUGUGGGGUUUAUUUAUUUAUGCGAUCAAUUGUUGUAGGCUGAAGUGAUAGAAGGUUAUUUACUGUUGAUGAUUGUAAACUGACUGAAGGAUGUCUGAAACUUUAUAGCUUUUAAUGCCUAUAAAGGGAGACUAUUUGACAAUUUCACAUUUUAUAUUUCAUGUUUAGAUUGUGAUACAAUAUUCUCUCCAUCUUUCUGGCUCUUCCAUUGUUUUUCUACAUGAAUGUUUCAAAUGGCUUACGAGCCAGUGUUGCUGGUUGUCCUAUAUGCUUCAAUUACUAUAUUUUUACGGUGUAUAAAUGUGCAUAUGUACAUAUAAGUCACGGAAAUGCCUUCUCAUACAACAUGAACUGCCUGUUCUCCUGCCAUCUUUCAGUUAAAGUAUGUGGUGAUUAUGUUUUUAUGUCUGAUUUGAAGGAUUAAACAUAUUUUCUAAAUCUGU
Poeciliopsis prolifica (blackstripe livebearer) is the source of this 5742-nucleotide messenger RNA. RefSeq names its product phosphatidylinositol-4-phosphate 5-kinase, type I, alpha, b (gene pip5k1ab). Lineage: Eukaryota; Metazoa; Chordata; Actinopteri; Cyprinodontiformes; Poeciliidae. The transcript has 17 exons. Bases 21 to 1847 code for a protein of 608 amino acids. Gene Ontology annotation, molecular function: phosphatidylinositol kinase activity. Gene Ontology annotation, biological process: phosphatidylinositol metabolic process. The record is from RefSeq and is a predicted model, not a curated record.